This is a messenger RNA of Polyodon spathula (Mississippi paddlefish), 1470 nucleotides long. RefSeq names its product galectin-4-like. The transcript is spliced from 11 exons. Bases 83 to 1090 code for a protein of 335 amino acids. The record is from RefSeq and is a predicted model, not a curated record. Lineage: Eukaryota; Metazoa; Chordata; Actinopteri; Acipenseriformes; Polyodontidae. Gene Ontology annotation, molecular function: carbohydrate binding.
GGGCCCCUCCCAGACUCUGGGGCUAUAAGAGCUGGCCCGCAGUGUGUCUGACUCACCUGUCCUGUCUUCACCUGGAUUCAACAUGAAUUUCGUUCCUCCUCCAGGAUACCAGCCCAUCUACAACCCUACCGUUCCAUACAUCGGACCCAUCUAUGGCAAUCUGCGACCCGGAAUGUCUGUGUAUAUCCACGGAGAAAUCCCGCACGAAAUCACCAGGUUUCAAGUGAACCUGCAGUGCGGAAACUACGAGGGCUGUGAUGUGGCCCUUCACUUCAACCCGCGCUUCGACGGCUGGGACAAGGUGGUAUUCAACGCCUUCCAGAACGGGAGCUGGGAGAGGGAGGAGAAGAAGAGAGAGAUGCCAUUCAGGAAGGGGGAGACCUUCGAGCUGAUCAUCAUCGUGAACCAGGAGGGGUACCAGAUCAAUGUGAAUGGACGGGAGUUCCACCUGUUCCAGCACCGCAUGCCCUGCGAGCGAGUCGACACGCUGGAGAUCGGGGGUGACGUCAUCAUCCAGACCCUCAACGUCAUCGGGGGGGCCGUGCUUCAAGGUGGUAUGCCAGGUUAUGGAGGAGGAUUCAUGCCGCAACAAGGUGGAGGGAUGCCAGUAUAUGGGGGACCGGGAGGGAUGGAGGGAUAUCCAGGAGGGAAUCUACCAAUCAUGGGAGGGCCAGCUGUCUAUAACCCAGUUGUUCCCUACUUCAAUAUGAUCCCAGGAGGUCUGACUUCCAAGAGGACUAUAAUUAUUCGAGGGAUGGUCCUGCCAGGAGGCAACAGGUUCAAUAUUAACUUCAUGGUGGGCUACUCGCGUGACAUCGUGUUCCAUCUGAACCCGCGGAUCUCGGAGAACAUCGUUGUGCGGAACAGCUUCAUCGGGGGCAGCUGGGGGCAGGAGGAGAGGGAGCUCGAGUUUAACCCCUUCCAGGCAGGACAGUACUUUGAUAUCUCAGUUCGCUGUGGUAACCAGCGUUUCAAGGUGUUUGUGAACGGUCAGCACCUGUGCAACUUCAACCACAGGUUCAUGGAGUUCCAGCAGGUGGACACCAUCGAGGUGCAAGGAGACGUGCAGCUGUCCUACGUCCAGUUUUAAUAACCCCAGUCCCCAGGCCUCCCAUCUCUGACCCUCCCCUUAGAAAAGUUUCCCACAGUAAAAGCACAGCAAAGUGUACUACAGCCCAGUGAAAGCAUAGGCAAGCAUUGUAAAGAACAGAGAGGUCUGGUAAAGCAUAGGGAAGCAUUGUAUUAUGUUGGGGAUAUAGAGGAUAUUAUGUGGAUUCCAGUGUAAGCAACCCAAGCACUGAUCAAAACCACAGCCCUCAAAAUAACAGAAGCGCUCCGUGAAGAAUAAUCUGCACAGCGCCACCUUGCGUUCCGUUUGGGCUUCUCUCCAAAUGUGUGCCCCCCCCCCCCCCAAAGAGAUGGGAGUUCUUUUAAAAGAUGUUUAAAUAAAAUCUGCCCCAAUUUAAAUAA